AUGCUGCGUUCCACGUCACACAUUGGAGGCAUCGGCGUCAGCGAUCGUGGUUCCGUCGAGAUGCCCACCACUCCACAAUCGGCCGUCGUCGAGGAGAAACGACUACAUCUGAUGAUUGACAACAGUCGAACAAGAACGAUCUCCUGCAGCCCAGUACCGGAUGGCUCAAUCAGCGCCGGAACAACGGUUUCCCAUCCGGGCUUCCCACUGAGCCAGCCGUCUAGUCCCAUUAUGGAUGACAACACACAUCCUCAACUAGUGCCCUCGCCAUGUACUGGCACACCACGUUCCGGUACCACUACACUGCUGAAUAGAACAAUAUCCGACGAGAGUUCAAACAGUUCAAACAGGUUUUUUAUGCUGAAGAAGGACUCGGAACGACGGCAUACACUUGCGCAAUUCAUGUCGGAUUACUCUGAACAGAUCAUUGACACCUGGAUGCGUGGGAUUAUCGCGUCAAUGGACAGUGCAGAAGUUGUG
Messenger RNA from Ostertagia ostertagi, 480 nucleotides. NCBI's taxonomy places the organism in Eukaryota, Metazoa, Nematoda, Chromadorea, Rhabditida, Trichostrongylidae. The record is from the annotation of a GenBank genome assembly.